Molecule: messenger RNA, 7226 nt
Organism: Acanthochromis polyacanthus (spiny chromis)
Lineage: Eukaryota; Metazoa; Chordata; Actinopteri; Pomacentridae
Gene: nid2a
Product: nidogen 2a (osteonidogen)
Exons: 41
Coding region: 374-5977 (1867 amino acids)
Biological process (GO): cell-matrix adhesion
Cellular component (GO): basement membrane
Molecular function (GO): calcium ion binding
Source: RefSeq, a predicted model, not a curated record
GGAAAUAGAAGUUAUAGAAGUUAUAUCACUUGAGAUAUUUUUAGGACUUUUUUGAAGAUUUUUACUGAUUGUUUGAAAAUAUUUGCAAGAAUUUUCUUGCCAAAUUUGGGGGAUUUUUUUUUUGAAGUAAAACCUUUAAGGAAUUACUGGAAUUUUGUUCCUGAAGGUUUUGCAAAUUUUCAGAAAUUUGGGGAAUUUUUUUGCUGAAUUUUUUGAUUUUUUCAGACAAGGAAACAAUUGUAUUAAGCUUCAAUAUUUUGGCACCUCUAAAUGAGGGCAACAGGAGGGUUAAUUAAAAAAUAAUUUCUUCUACUUUUUAAAAAUGACUCCAUUAACUGACUAAUUGUUUCCAGCUUUAACUUCUGUUUUGUUCAUGCUGCAGUAUGUCGCUGCGGACACCAGGGGGCGCAAAAGUCUAAUCGGAGCCAGAUGUUACCUCCAGCACCGGGCUGCUGUCACUCAGUCCGGACUCCACCAAUCAGAGCGCGGCUGCUCUCCUCCCUCCCUCCCUCCUGCAGACUAUGAGGCUGAGCAGAGCCGCUGCGCUCUCCUUCUUUCUGCUGCCUCCGUCCAGCUGCUCCUCUGUCCGUCCUUCAGCUCCACGAUGCGCUCAGGGCCGAUGCUGGCGGUGUGUGUGCUCUGCUGGAGCUGCACCGUGUGUGUGGUCACCGCCAUCCAGAGGGCCGAGAUAUUCCCCUACGGCGUCCUGAGUGGAGACUCAAUCCUGGCUGAGGGCGACGAUGAAACCUCCAAAGUUCUGUCUCUGCCCAAACCUCUCUACUUCUACGACUCGCUUUUCUCCCAGCUCUACGUGGCCACCAAUGGGAUCAUAUCAGCUCAGGACCUACCAAUGGAAAAGCAAUACGUCGACGAUGGCUUCCCGACAGAUUUCCCCGUGGUUGCCCCGUUCCUGGCUGACAUUGACACCAGUGGAGGGCGAGGGCAGAUUUAUUAUCGGGUGACCGAAACACCCAGCGUGCUCAACAGAGUCGCCCAGGAAGCCCAUCGGGGAUUCCCUGAUGCAAAGUUCACACCCACACACGCUGUCGUGGCAACAUGGGAGAACGUGGCAGCGUAUGAGGAACAAACUCGAACCGCUGGGCCUUCAAACAAGCUCAACACUUUCCAGGCUGUCAUCGGUUACGAUGAGACUGACUCAUACGUUCUCUUCCUCUACCCUGAAGGAGGUCUGAACUUCUUUGGAACACGGCCCAAGGAGUCGUAUAAUGUGGAGAUUGAGCUUCCUGCUCGAGUUGGCUUCAGCAGGGGAGAAGUGACGUAUUUUUUAAUUUCCCGAACUGAGGGGCCUUAUUACAGUGUUACCAGCAAUGAACAGACAGUUAAAAACCUCUACCAGGUUGGCAAUACUGGAAUUCCAGGUGUUUGGCUUUUCCACACUGGAAACCGUUUCUCUUUUGACAACAUCGUUCCUGCAUCCGUUGGUGGUCUCCUCGCUACUCCACCCACUAGAGGACACGGCCUCUCCUUGGACACCACCACCCCUGAGUAUGCUGAGUUUGAAGAAUAUCCAGACAAUACCUUUGACCCCGACAACCAGGAGGAAGAGGAUGAUUACCCUCUGACGGGCAGAGACCCUGAGUUCCAGCCAGCCUCUGCUGCUGGUGGUGACCACACAGAUCCUCUUCAGCCUGGAAGUCCUGACCCUCCCGCUUCUCCGUCAGAGGAUGCUGAUCGUCAGGUGUACGGAAGUGACAAUGUACCACUGACCUCUGAACCGAGGCCUGGUUCAGAGCCAGCAGAGAGGCAGUACGCUCCACCUAAUCCUCCACAGACAGUACAUGAAAGAGGGGCUCAGCUGCCACAGGAACCACAACCACAGCUUCCUCUGGAGGUGGUGGACGUUUACCCCCCUCAGAGAAACGAACAACCUCUUUCCCCAGGAGGUCAUGUGGUCAACGUGGAUGAAGAUGAUGUCGAUUUUGACACAGGAGUGAUCCAGUACACGACAGAGAAUAAGGAAACAUGUGCCAGAUUCCAGCAGCAGUGCUCCCAGAAUGCAUUUUGCUCUGACUAUGCCACCGGCUUCUGCUGUCACUGCCGUCCUGGUUUCUAUGGAAACGGCCGCCACUGUUUACCUGACGGUGCUCCCCAGCGUGUUAGCGGUAAGGUGAGCGGUACUGUGACGGUGGGACAGACUCCAGUGCAGCUGAACAACAUCGAUCUACAUGCCUACAUCGUGGUGGGAGACGGGAGAGCAUACACCGCCAUCAGCGAGGUACCUGAACCAGCGGGCUGGGCUCUGAUGCCAGUGGCACCAAUAGGAGAGCUGUUCGGUUGGCUGUUUGCACUGGAGCUGCCCAAUAGUCAAGGAGGAUUCAAAAUCACAGGUGCUGAGUUCACCCGCCACGCAGAGUUGCUGUUUUACCCCGGCAGCCAGCGCCUGUCAAUCACUCAGACUGGCCGAGGCCUUGACGACCACAACCACCUCACUGUGGAUACUGUACUCAGCGGCAGCGUGCCCUUCCUGCCACCUGGAGCGGAAGUUACCUUGGAUCCCUUCAAGGAGACAUACCAGUACUACCCCUCCGUUGCCACCUCCACCUCUGUGAGAGAGUUUUCAGUCGUUUCAGCAGAACGAGGCUCUGAGUCUUUCACUUUCCAGGUGAAACAGAACAUCACCUACCGCGACUGUCAGCAUGACAACCGCGCCGCCAUCCCGGAGACGCUGCAGAUCACCAUGGAGAGGGUGUUUGUGAUGUACGUCAAGGAAGAGCGGAUCCUGAGAUACGCCAUCACCAACAAGAUCAGCCCAGUUGGAGUUGAGCCUUCAGGGCCGGAGCUGGUGAACCCCUGCUAUGCUGGGAGCCAUGACUGCGACACCACGGCCCAGUGCAUCCCACUGGAGGGCCAGGCCUUCCAGUGCCAGUGUGCUACUGGCUAUAGAGGGGAUGGACGCAACUGUUACGACAUCGAUGAGUGUGCUGAAGGUGUGACUACAUGUGGUGCUCACGCUCAGUGUGUGAACCUGCCGGGCAGUCACCGCUGCCAGUGCCAGACUGGCUAUGACUUUGGCUUUGAUGGGCGUACCUGUGUUGAUGUAGACGAGUGCAGCUCGUCUCCGUGUCACGUCAAUGCCAGAUGCAUCAAUGAACUGGGAUCCUUCCGGUGUCAGUGCCAAACUGGGUUUCACGGUGAUGGUUUCUACUGCUCCCAGCAGGAAGGACCAUCAGUUCGCCCCAGGAGCCCGUGUGAGCAGCACAGAGACAGUCUGCAGAGUGGAGUGGAACUCGGUGGACGCCCGAGUAUCGGAGCCUUCAUCCCUCAGUGUGACUCUGAGGGACGAUACCGGCCGCUGCAGUGUCAUGGCUCCACUGGACAUUGUUGGUGUGUGGACAGCAGAGGACAGGAGCGAGCAGGAACCAGGACUCCACCUGGUACAGGACCCAGAGACUGUGACAGACCAGAUGAACCAGAGCGUCCCAAGACUCACUGUGAGCACCACAGAAACAGUGUUCAGACCACCUCACCAGAGGGACUUCCUGUCAUUGGUGUCUAUGUACCCCAGUGUGACACAGAAGGACAGUACACACCACUGCAGUGCCAUGGCUCCUCUGGACAUUGUUGGUGUGUGGACAGUCGGGGACAAGAAAGAGCAGGGAGCAGGACAUCGCCUGGUGAACCACCCAAAGACUGCGACAAACCAGAUGAACCGGAGCGUGUUAAGACUCACUGUGAGCACCACAGAGACAGUGUUCAGUCCACCGGUCCAGACGGGUAUCCUGUAGUUGCAGCCUAUGUACCUCAAUGUGACGCAGAAGGACAGUAUAUUCCUCUACAGUGUCAUGGCUCCACUGGGCAUUGUUGGUGUGUGGACAGCAGAGGACAGGAAAGGGCAGGAACCAGGACUCCACCCGGUACAACACCUAAAGACUGUGACAGACCAGAUGAACCAGAGCGUCCGAAAACAUUCUGUCAGCAGCACAGAGACAGUGUUCAGACCACCACUCCAGAGGGACUUCCCAUCCCAGGAGUGUUUGUCCCUCAGUGUGAUGCUGAAGGACAAUACACACCUCAGCAGUGCCAUGGUUCCUCAGGACAUUGUUGGUGUGUGGACAGUAGAGGACAGGAGAGACCAGGAACCAGAACUCCACCUGGUACACCAUCUGUAGACUGCAGCAGACCAGAUGAGCCGCAACGUCCCAAGACUCACUGUGAGCACCACAGAGACAGAGCUGAGACCACCGGUCCAGAGGGGUAUUCUGCAGUUGGAGCCUAUGUGCCUCAGUGUGACGCAGAAGGACAGUACAUUCCUUUACAGUGCCAUGGCUCUAGUGGACAUUGUUGGUGUGUAGACAGUAAUGGACAGGAGAGAGCAGGAACCAGGACUCCACCUGGAACACAACCCAAAGACUGUGACAAACCAGAUGAACGAGAGCGCCCAAAAACUCACUGUGAGCACCACAGAGAAAGAGCUCAGGCUACCACUGCAGAGGGAUAUCCUGCUGUUGGAGCUUUUGUGCCACAAUGUGAUGCUGAUGGGCAGUACAUAUCCCUGCAGUGCCAUGGCUCCACUGGUCAUUGUUGGUGUGUGGACAGUAAUGGACAGGAGAGAGCCGGAACCAGGACUCCACCUGGAACAACCCCUAAAGACUGCAACAAACCAGCGGAGCCACAACGUCCCAAGACUCACUGUGAGCACCACAGAGCCAGUGUUCAGUCCGCCGGUCCAGAGGGGUAUCCUGCAGUUGGAGCCUAUGUACCUCAGUGUGACGCAGAAGGACAGUACAUUUCUCGACAGUGUCAUGGCUCCACUGGACAUUGCUGGUGUGUGGACAGUAGGGGACAGGAGAGAGCAGGAAGCAGGACUCCACCUGGUGCAGCUCGUGUGGACUGUGAUAGACCAGUCUCUGUGGGUCCGACUUUUCGCCCUGAGAGUGUGUGUGAGCGAUGGAGGGCCAGUUUGAUUGAACACUACGGUGGACAGCCAGCGCCACAGCAGUAUGUGCCUCAGUGUGAGCCGGAUGGACAGUUCAGUCCAGUCCAGUGUUACGGGGAGACCACGUACUGUUGGUGUGUGGACCAGGACGGGCGGGAGGUUCCUGGAACCAGAUCACAUGAUGCUGUUAAACCUGCAUGUAUCUCCUCAGUGGCCCCACCCACUGUACUUCCAUUGCCCCGCCCAAAUGUGACCCCUCCCACAAACACUGAUGUCACGCUGCUGUACGCUCAGGGGCAGAAAAUAGGAGCGCUGCCGCUCAACGGGACCAGAUUGGAUGCAAGCCGCUCCAAAACACUGUUGACGCUACAUGGUUCCAUAGUUGUUGGUAUCGCCUUUGACUGCAAAGACAAUCAAGUCUAUUGGACGGACUUGUCUGCCAGAACAAUCAACAGAGCUUUGAUGGCAGCUGGAGCUGAGCCUGAGAUCCUCAUCAACACGAAUCUUGUCAGUCCAGAGGGCUUGGCUGUGGAUGUCAAACGCAGGUUGAUGUUCUGGGUCGACUCAACACCUGACGUGAUUGAAAGCGCCAACCUGGACGGCAGCGGGAGACGGACCUUGUUUGACACCGACUUGGUCAACCCCCGGGCCAUCAUAGUGGUUUCUUCCACUGGGACUCUGUACUGGACCGACUGGAACAGAGAGGCUCCAAAGAUCGAGUCUUCGUCGGUGGACGGGCAAAACCGCAAAGUGGUCGUGUCUGACGGGAUCGGUUUGCCGAACGCUCUAACGUACGACUCUUCUUCUGGACAGGUCUGCUGGGCCGACGCAGGUACGAAGCGUUUGGAGUGUAUAUCACCAGAUGGUUCUGGUCGAAGAGUGAUCCACCCGACCCUCAACUACCCGUUCAGCAUGGUCUACUUCAGGAACCACUUCUAUUACACUGACUGGAGGAGGGACGGUGUGAUCGCAGUGAGCAAAGACAGCAGUCAGUUCACCGACGAAUACCUACCUGAGCAGCGCUCUCACCUGUACGGCAUCGCCAUAGCAACCACCCACUGUCUACCAGGGAGCCACUAACGACGGAGCGGCAGCCGCAGAGUCCUUUGGUGCUAAACUUCUGGGGGAUCUGUGGACGAGGGAAAAAAAAAACAAACCCUCUCCACUGUCCCUCAGAAAGAAGGACACUCUGAAGGGAGCGAGACGGCUUCCUGCUGCCCGACCAGCCAUCAGAGUAAAUUUACAACCUCCACCCGUCCCCAUUAUCUCACCUUAAAGAUGUAACCCAAAGUAAAUGCUUUGUAAAUUUGUUUUAUACCUCAUUUUAGGUUUUUUUUCUACUGUAUUUUUGUAUUUUGUGUGAGUUGUCGUUUUGCUUUUCUAUCUAUUAAAUUUACAGAACAAUGAAAUCAGAUUUUUAACAGAGUGCUUCUUAAAGCCAAAGGAGAACGACAUGAAGCUUCUAAAACGUUGUGAAACUCAGCAUCAGGUUUCUUUCUGGUCGGUUGGCCACAGCGGCUUCUACAGCCAGUCGAGUCCAAACAAUCACAGUAAAGGAACAUUCUGCUUUUUGGGUGAAUUUUGAUUCCGUGCAUUAAAUUUAAAACCAGAACCAGCAACUAAAACACCACCUCAACUGAACAUUUAACACUUUUUGUUUAACCCUCUUGUCGUCCUGCACGACAAAAUUGACGCAUUUUAGUUUGAAAUGUGAAAAAAAAUAAAAAAUAAAUUCACAGUGAAACUUCUGAUGUCCACAUUUUUGAACAUUUUUUGUUGUAAAAAAAUGUUAAGUGUUUAAGAACAUUCACCAAAAAAAAAUCAACCAAAAUCCAACGAAAUUCACUGGAUUUUGUUUGAUUUUAUAUGAAUGUUCUUAACCAUUUUUAACAUUUCUUUUUUCCCACCAAAAGUGUUCAAAAAUUUCCCAAAAAUGUGGAAAAUAAUUUCUUUUUUUCCACAUUUUCUAACUUUAAACCGGGUCAAUUUUGACGUGCAGGACGACACGAGGGUUAAGAGUGAAAAUUUUCCCAAAAUGUCAAGUGAAAACCAAACAACUGCAGCUUUAGGACUGGUUAUUCAUUAUCUGGAGAAAAACAGACAUUUCUAAACAUUAAUCAUUGUUGUGUGACUGAUUUUUGUAAUCAGAUUACUGUAAUCCGAGUACAGCCCUGUGAGCCAGUCUGACCACAUUUCUCUGCACUCCUAAUCUGUAUUUCACACAUGAUGAAACAGCCUUUUUUUGCCAAAUAUUUCUACUACUACUACUUCUCAAAUCUUUAUCUUUUUAUAAGAUGUGAUAUUUAUAACAAUAAAAUGUGAUUUGUUA